GCAUCCUUCAUCCUGAAGAAGAAGAACUGCACUGCAGGCACAAAGAUGCAUAAGCUACAACUCUACCUGAAGAAGAAGCUGCAGCCACCCACUGUCUCCCCUCUGAUGUCACACGCCUCACCUGUGAUGUCACACGCCUCACAUGCUCCUGCUGAAGCCAUUGUGAUGGAUGAAGAUGAAGAGCUGGAGAGGAUGAUGCUGAGCAUCUCUCCUUCAAAGCAACAUGUGCAGAGCUCUGUUUCUGCAUCUUCGUCAUCCUCCUCAUCUGCCAGACGACGAGAAAGAGGUCUUUAACCCAGAGCACCGUGCCGCCGACCGACACAACUGGGACCAUGAAUUCUUAUCCCACAUGAAGCAUGACUCGUCUCGUGUCGACCGUGUUCUGGUCGUGUUUGUCUUUUGGUGUUCCACCUGUUGUCCUAGUGACUAUGAAUUGACGCCGGUCCUGAUGAGGUACCAUCUGCUACACAGGCAGCACCAGCCAAGGCUCAGGGUCCACCAGUAGAUGCUCCUGCAUCUCCAUCUGUGAAGAGACCUGAGCCCGUUCCCCAGGAGCUCGUGUGUCUGAUGCCAGAAGCAGCACGUCAUCCUUUAACAGAGCCGACUGUCACACUUCCUGUGUCAGAGGAGCUCCUGAUUUCUCCCGAGACGUCUGCAGAGCCCGGUCAACUGCCAACUCCACAGAGAGGGCAAAGUGAGCCAUUCCCCAGGCCAAUAGCCGUCCCCACCGGUCCUCCUCCACAGCUUCCUGGCUACGACCAUGACGUCAGCCAGUGGAACUGUUCACAGCAGCAGAGGAUCUGGAUAAAGACGGAGCUGGAAGCUAUGGGUCUCUGGCCAGGAUCCAUUCCUGUGCGGAACCCCAUGAAGAUGUUGUCAUUGUGGCGUUUCCCUCCCCAGCCGGAAUUGAUCGACAGCAUCUCCGAUCUUCCUUCCCCAAAGUACUUUCAGCUCCAUCCCUUUUUCAUAUGGAAGCCAGAAAACGAUAACCUCAUGGGGAGAAUGAGGAACAACGACACUCUGCCGUGUAUGGGAGGUUGUGCCCGGCCUCAAGUUGCCUCUGCAGGUGUUGGGAGACCUCGUGUGGUUGUUGGUCUCACUGGACAGUAUUACCUGCUCUCAUCCAGGCUGUGCUGCAAGGUCUGCAAAAAGAAGUGGUACGCUGACAACCCACUGUGGCUGGAGAAGUUACCAAAGAGGUACACAAACCUCUUGCCAGCCAACCUGACCUACAAGAAGGCGAUAUGUAAAUCUGUCAUGGACGAGCGCAGGCGGACGGUAACUCCCCCGACAUGA
Molecule: messenger RNA, 1296 nt
Organism: Pseudoliparis swirei
Lineage: Eukaryota; Metazoa; Chordata; Actinopteri; Perciformes; Liparidae
Exons: 7
Coding region: 568-1296 (242 amino acids)
Source: RefSeq, a predicted model, not a curated record